Molecule: messenger RNA, 6345 nt
Organism: Alligator mississippiensis (American alligator)
Lineage: Eukaryota; Metazoa; Chordata; Crocodylia; Alligatoridae
Gene: TBL1X
Product: transducin beta like 1 X-linked
Exons: 18
Coding region: 440-2017 (525 amino acids)
Biological process (GO): regulation of transcription by RNA polymerase II
Cellular component (GO): histone deacetylase complex
Molecular function (GO): transcription corepressor activity; protein binding
Source: RefSeq, a predicted model, not a curated record
GUGAGGAUCUCUGUGUGUGUGUCUCAACAGUGCUGCUGCUUCUGCCUGUGCAAGCCUGGCACUCUCACAUUCAACACCAAACACACUAACUCUGCUAAUGAAGUAGUGAGCAACAGCAGCAGCACCUCCUGACCGCCAUUCCAAGUUGAGGGUUUUCUCUGCUGCUUCCAGGAGUGAAAGCUGUGCCUUUAAUACUCAUUGAGAGAGAUACCCAAGGAAGAGAGUACUGCUCUGAAGGGAAAAGUUGAGGGAAACUGGGGAUUCAGCUACAUUUGCCCCGGACCUCUUAACUGUUGGAUGUGGUGAUCUCCAUGGUAACUCAAACCCCCAGACUCUUGACAGCAGCCUGCGACAAGCAGCAUUCAACAGCUCAAAGAUCUCACGAACAGAGUGUGGAUCACACUUCUUAUAAACCUCAUCAUAUUGAGGUGGGGCUAAGAUGAGCAUAACCAGUGACGAAGUGAAUUUCUUGGUGUAUCGCUAUCUCCAGGAAUCAGGUUUUUCCCAUUCGGCCUUUACAUUUGGUAUUGAAAGUCACAUUAGUCAGUCCAACAUCAACGGAACACUAGUGCCACCUGCUGCCCUCAUCUCCAUACUUCAGAAAGGUCUGCAGUAUGUGGAGGCUGAGAUCAGCAUCAAUGAAGAUGGUACAGUAUUUGAUGGCAGGCCAAUAGAGUCACUAUCGCUGAUAGAUGCAGUGAUGCCUGACGUUGUUCAGACCCGGCAACAGGCAUUCAGAGAGAAACUAGCUCAACAACAAGCCAGUGCAGCAGCAGCAGCAGCAGCAGCAGCAACGACAGCAACAGCAGGAACAACGACAACUGCUAUUUCCCAGCAGAACACACCAAAGAACGGAGAAGCCACUGUGAAUGGAGAGGAGAAUGGGGCACAUGCAAUAAAUAAUCAUUCAAAGCCAAUGGAAAUUGAUGGGGAUAUUGAAAUUCCUCCUAACAAAGCAACAGUCCUUCGGGGCCACGAAUCAGAGGUGUUCAUCUGUGCCUGGAACCCUGUCAGUGACCUACUAGCAUCCGGAUCUGGAGACUCAACAGCCAGAAUAUGGAAUCUCAAUGAAAACAGCAACAGCGGUUCCACUCAGUUAGUUUUGAGGCACUGCAUAAGGGAAGGAGGACAUGAUGUCCCCAGCAAUAAGGAUGUGACUUCAUUGGACUGGAAUAGUGAUGGAACACUAUUGGCUACAGGAUCAUAUGAUGGUUUUGCAAGAAUAUGGACAGAAGAUGGAAACCUUGCUAGUACCUUAGGUCAACAUAAAGGUCCCAUAUUUGCCCUUAAAUGGAACAAAAAGGGGAAUUACAUUUUAAGUGCUGGUGUUGAUAAAACAACAAUAAUUUGGGAUGCUCACACAGGAGAAGCCAAGCAGCAGUUUCCUUUCCAUUCAGCCCCUGCUCUGGAUGUAGAUUGGCAGAACAACACUACUUUUGCCUCCUGUAGUACUGACAUGUGCAUUCAUGUAUGCAGACUUGGCUGUGAUCGCCCAGUUAAAACUUUUCAAGGACAUACAAAUGAAGUCAAUGCAAUUAAAUGGGACCCUUCUGGUAUGCUGCUAGCAUCCUGCUCUGAUGACAUGACAUUAAAGAUUUGGAGUAUGAAGCAAGAUACAUGUGUACAUGACCUUCAGGCCCACAGCAAAGAGAUUUAUACUAUUAAAUGGAGUCCUACAGGGCCAGGCACCUGCAACCCAAACUCCAACAUCAUGUUAGCAAGUGCUUCAUUUGAUUCUACUGUUCGGCUGUGGGAUGUUGAACGAGGAGUCUGCAUUCAUACAUUAACCAAACAUCAAGAACCUGUCUACAGUGUAGCUUUUAGUCCUGAUGGAAAAUACCUGGCCAGUGGAUCCUUUGACAAAUGUGUCCAUAUAUGGAAUACACAGAGUGGAACUCUAGUACAUAGCUACAGAGGCACUGGAGGCAUCUUUGAAGUCUGUUGGAAUGCUAGAGGAGAUAAAGUGGGAGCAAGUGCAUCAGACGGAUCGGUUUGCGUUCUAGAUCUGCGGAAGUAAAAAUGAAGUGUUUUAGAAGAAAUUUCAAAUGGACCAGCAGUGAAUGUGUGGGGAGAAGCACUCUUCAAAACUAUUCUUAACAGCUCCAGAACUGUAUGAACUCGAAAAAAGUUAGAGUGUACAAUGAAACAACUCUCCCUGGCCACAGAUGUCUAGUAUUUUGUCCGUAACCUUCAUCAAGGAGUAAAAACACAGUCACUUCAGAGGGGGAGGGGAUGGUUUCCACCUGAAACAUUCAGCCUUGGAAGCAUGAAGCCACCAGCUAGACAUUGCACUGUUUUGUUUGCAUCUGAGAACUUGCUCUGAUGGCUGAGAAAAAAAGCUGUGCCAAAAAAAAAAAUACAAACAAAAAAAGCAAAAUGCUGUGAUAAACCAAAAGGGAAAAAAAAAUCCUCCUCCAUGUGGUGUUGUAUUUUUUUUCCUUCCAAUUUGGACACUACAGUUGCUCUCCCAAAGGACGUUCGAAGACCAGUUUGUACUGAUGAAAUGCGCAACUUUGUAAUCACAACACUUUCUAUUUUCUAGACUACUUUUUUGUUCAGUGGUUUUUCUAUCAGCUGGAAUAUUAUAGUCUGGAAGAUCCCAGGCUUAGGUUGGAACUGAUUUUUUUGCCUUUUAUUUUCCCUGCCACUUUUUCUUCUUCCUUCCUUUCUUUUCUUUCUUUUCUCUUCUUUUUUCCCCCUCUUUUUUUCCUAUAUGCCCAUAGUAGAUGCAGCCAGGUGGACAUGACAGUGAAAACUUCUGACAGACUGCUUCUCCUUUCUGUUCUCUCCCUCUCUCUUUCUCUUCCCCUCACCCCCGCUUAUUUAAAAAAAAAUCCUCCAUGCUUCAGAUCUUAGCGUCUCAAGGGCACUUUCAGCAAAUUGUGUAAUAAGUGCUUUAUAUAAGAAUGCAGUGCCGGGGAAGCUUUUUACAGGAGAAAGAUGACUUUUAAGAGAAAGAACCCAGUGUAUUUUUGGAAAAAAAUAUUUUUUAUGUUAAACACAAUUUUAAAAGCCUAAAAUGGCCACUGAAGAUAAACUGGUUGUGUAAUUCCUAGAAAAGAAUGAUGCAAAUGGAAUCCAAGAUACAUGAAAGAUGCAGUAUCCUUUACUCCUCUCCCCCAGCUGAAUAACCACUGUAAGAAAAUUGUCAUUCGAUAUAACAGAUCAGUCAUUUUUUUAAAGAAAUAUUUUCCUGCAGCCAGAAGUUUCAAUAGUUUAAUUUCAUUUUUGUGGCUCUGUGUUGAUGCUGAUUUAAAUUUAUUAAAUGAACUUAGAAGUUUGAGGUUAUAAUACAGUAUUCAUUUCUGUGGGUCCAUAUAUACAAAUACUCAUGGUAAUAACUAAAAGAAUAGUGUGUUUUCUUUCCUAUAUGAAUGGUCCUACAUUCCUAUAAGGCUUGAAUUCCGCUUCCCUCCGUCCCUUAUUUUACUUGUCAUCUUUUUGGGCUGAUCCUCCUCUCAUUAAGUCAGUGGGACUUGUACCACUGAUUUAAUAGGACCAAUAAGACUGGACAUCUUAGGUGACAUCCUAACGUUAUCCACUUAACGGGUGAAAGGCUCCAAGCAGAGAAGAAGGUUUCUAAAUGCCAGCUAUCCACACAGGGGUAGAUACUCCAGCACAGGCAUGCCAGAAGAAAGUUAAAAGCCUGCUUACUAAAGAACCCCUUGUAAGAUGUGGUGGGGGUACAUGCUGGAGGCAGAAGAGGCAUGUUAUGGGAAGGGCCACAUGGAGAGAUUCCUGGCAGUAUUGUGGACCAUUGGGCAGCCCCAGUAUGUUGCCGUAAUGUAGACCAGUGGUUUUCAACCCUUUUUUCAUUUGUAGACCCCUAAAUGUCAAAUGGAGGUACAGACCCCUUUGAAUUGUAAGUGGGGGUAUUCACAUACUUUGAUUGAUCAUAGUCAUCUUUCAUGGACUCCUUAGACAUAGUCUACAGAUCCUUAGGGGCCUGUGGACCACAGGUUGAAAACCAUUGACAAAGACUGUACCUCAGAUCUACCUGGAUCAGGCCAGGAGCUUCACCAGGCCCUAAACCAGCCCAGGACUGGGAGGUUGCAAAGGUGCCUUCAAGCCAGGUCCAUAACAGUGAAAUGCUGAAGUGAAAAUUGCUUAGUGUAUGCAAAAGUUUCUUAGUGUAUGGAAUUAGCAUUUUGUUUCCUCUGAUAUUCUCUCUCUUCCAGAUUAUAUAUGUAAAGUACCUCAGCCUUUUCACUGCAAUAAAGCAUCAGUGACUCCAGGACUGUAUGUAAAAGAUAUGAAACUGGAGAGUAGCUAAUUAAGACAAGUGAACUACCAGGAGGAUUAUUUAGUCCUGAGGUGGAAACAUUUAUUUGAGAUUUGGGUUCUUAAUUACUAUUGCUAUUUACACCAAAGAAUGAAAGGUUGGAUGUGGCAAGAGUCAUUGUACUUGUUUUAAUGUACUCAUAUUAGUUUCUUUUUCCUUAGAGAGCAUGCCUUUAGUUGAUCACAUGACAUUUUUAACUGUUUUAUAAUAGCCACUUACCCGACCGCUUUAAACUCACAAUAAGAAAAAAAAACAGUAUGUGCUCAAAGGGGAAACUGACCUUUAUUACAGUUUCAAUGAGGUUUUAUAAAGAACGUUGGAUUGAUUACUCAAUAGAGCAAUUGUGUGAGUGUGUAUAUGUGUGUGGUUGGCAUCUUAAGCUUUUCCCUGUGUUGUGUGUGAGUCCGAGGCUAUAUCUGUGGGGCUCAUGGGCAAAUAAUACCUAGUUUUGAAGGUGCACAAGGCAUUGAUAAGUCCCUUUCUUUUAAGUCUGCACUUUGUGUGACUCUUGAACAGGCCAAAUUUGAAGAUGUGGAGAGAUGAGAAUGAGUGAUUUGAGUUCAAUUACUUUUGCUGCACAACUUUCUGGAGACAGACAGUGCCUGUGUUUUAUAGCUGAUGGAGACAAUUCCAGGAAUAUUAACUACAGACACUGCAAAGGUGUCAAAGCAGGGGGUUUCUUUUCUGAAGUUAUCUGCUGCAUACAGAGGGAGGUAAGGAGAUAAAACACGAGUUUCGAAUUCAUCAGGAUCCAAGCCUGUAAGCGAAAGGUGCUGUCAUCCCAAAGAAUUCUGUGUAUGUUCUCUGGUCUUUUGCAAAUGGUGCACUGAAAGCUAGAAAAAGACAAAUGCUAAAAGAAUGAGAAAACCUUCAAUGGCAGUUAGUGGAUAAUCUUCAUAUAAGCUUACACUUCAUAUAAGUGUAAGCAGGACAUACGAGGUACAGCAGCAUGAAAAAACAAUGUAAGAAUAUAAUUACGGUUUGUACAGGGUUGUUUUAUAUAAUGUUUUUGUUUAUAAUGCUUAGAAGGAAAAAAAACUGAAAGGGAAAUGGCCAAGUGACCAACUUAAUCAGGGGUCUGCAACCUAAGGCACAGGCUGAAGCCUGCCCUUAUAGGUCUGAUCUGGCCCAGGGUAGCCCAAAGGUUAGAUGGCACAGAGCUGUAUUGUGCCACCCAUCCCUUCUGCAGCAUUUCCCUCUCUGCUGAUCUCUCGUGCCUGAGCUUACCCUCAGUGCAGAGGGGCCAGGGAUCAGCAACAAGGGUAAGUGCUGGCAGCUUGGGUGCUGUCAGAGGCAAAGAUUUGUGGCCUGCAACAGGGGGCUGGGUCACAAGCUUCAUCCUGUAGCAGUAAAAGGUUGCCGACACCCAAACUAAACCAGUAAAUGUUACUAGCAUGAUACUUUUACUGGCUGCUUUGGAACUGUCUUUGAGGUGAAGCUUCAGUCUUUGAAUACAUACCCAAGUUCCAUAUGGUAAGAGGAUACUGCAUCUUCAAUGUAGAAAACACUGGGUCCCUUAUGGGGCAUUAAAAGGCCUGACUUACAGGGUUAAACACGCACUAAUCCCAUGCUACGUCUUAGAAAUUUCCUUUUGACUUGUUUUUUUUUUUUUUAAAGAUAAAAACUAGCUAAUUUUAGAGCCAAGUGAAGUGCACUUUGUCAAAUGUAAGGGUCUGCUUUGGUUUUUUUGGGGUUUCUUUUUUUUUUUUUCUUCCUUUUUUGUUCUUUUUCCCUUCUUUUUUGCUCCUCUGUUCCUCUUUUGCCUUUUUUUUUUAAUUGUGGUUCUUUGUCAAUUGCAGAAAUGCUCUUUCAGCCACUCACUGAAAUUCUGAAUUCUGGCUUCUGCAGUUUUUAUUGUCUGUGUCAGACUUGCAGCCAGACUUGGUUCUCUUUUAAGCAUUUUCCAGAUUCUGUUGAAACAACGUCAACCCCUAUUUUGUUUUCUCCCUACCCACACACUCUCAAGAUUCACCUUGUGUAUUGUAGCUCAUUUGUUUUAAGGAGAGAAUCAACAGAUCAUAUUCAGUGUCUUGAAUAAAUUGCUAUAUUUUGAUAUUAGAGAA